This is a messenger RNA of Harpegnathos saltator (Jerdon's jumping ant), 2233 nucleotides long. RefSeq names its product U3 small nucleolar RNA-associated protein 6 homolog. The record is from RefSeq and is a predicted model, not a curated record. Lineage: Eukaryota; Metazoa; Arthropoda; Insecta; Hymenoptera; Formicidae. The transcript has 10 exons. Gene Ontology annotation, cellular component: small-subunit processome; Pwp2p-containing subcomplex of 90S preribosome. Gene Ontology annotation, biological process: maturation of SSU-rRNA from tricistronic rRNA transcript (SSU-rRNA, 5.8S rRNA, LSU-rRNA). Gene Ontology annotation, molecular function: protein binding; snoRNA binding. The coding region runs from base 224 to 2068 and encodes 614 amino acids.
GAUCCUACGAUACGCUUUAUUGCCGUCAUUGGUAUAGAGCACGUCAUCUCACGCAUGCGUUGUAGCGUCGCAAUAUAUUGCAUCUGACAUCACUGAAUGCAGCCAAUAGCCACGUGAGUGAGAAGGGAGACUUUUGCAUUUACAACAGCAAGCUGAGAUGCGACGAACAGCUGAACAAAAAGGUUAUAGAAGCUAAAGGUAUACGGAGGAAAAAAUCUAAAAAAUGGCGGAAUUUGUGGCAAAGCGUUGCGAGGAUAUGAUCCCCCAGCUGGAGCAAAUGGAAAGGAUCAAACUCUUUGAUAAAAAUGAGAUUCGGACUAUUGCCAAGAAGCUAAAGGAAUUUGAGUACAAAAUUGAACGUCAUACGAAAUACAAAAAGGACUUUGAAGAAUACAUACACUAUCAAAUGAAACUCUUGGCAUUGAUCAAACAGCGAAGGCAUAAAUAUGGCAUCCUCAAAAAGAAGUCAGAUAUUGAUUUUGCUAUAGCAAAUAAAAUUAGUAACUUAUAUAAAAGCGCAAUAUUUAAAUUUCAAGAUAUUACACUAUGGACUGAUUAUUUAAAAUUUUGCAAAGAUGUACAUUUCCGCAGCAACAUCAGCCGUACAUUAGGCAAAAUGUUAAAAAUUCAUGAGGAUAAUCCAAAAUGCUGGCACAUAGCAUCACGUUGGGAGCUAGAGGAGAAUAACGACAAAGAUAAUGCUCGGCAGAUGCUCCUCAAUGGAUUACGCAUACAUCCAAAUUCACAGUUGUUAUACAUGGAUGCUUUUAGACUUGAGUUAGAUGAUUAUGUAUCUGUCUCUAAAGACACUGAAAAUACUGAAAAUCAGGAAGACAAUUUAUCGAUAUCUGAAGAAAACGAGAUGCCAUUGUCAUCAAAAAAAGCAUAUGUGAUAUAUCAGCAAGCUUCUGAAUAUAUUCACGACAUCAAAUUCAUAAUUAAAUUGCUCACAGUUACUGAAGAACAUGACAACACAGAAGAAUUGCAGAUGAAAAUUGUCAGUGACAUGCUUCGAGAUUACACUCUCGAACCUUUAAUGUGGAACAAGGUAGCACAUCGUCAAUUGGAAGGUCUGAUACAGCUUGACAUUCUUGACCCUCCGAUUGAACUGAACAAUUCUGAGCAGAUCUCACUGAAGGAUCGCAUUACUAUUUGCAACGAUGUCUAUCAAGUGGCCUUGAAACAUGUUCCUACUGAGGAAAUGUGGUCGCUUUACAUAGAAUGCUUACUAGAUAUCAACAAAGAUCAGGAAUCAUUACCUAAUUUCAAGAAGAAGCUUUUAAAGGCUGUUCUGACGCAGGCUCAUCAAGCAAAGAAGCUGAAGGAUAAAUAUUAUUCAUACUGGAUUAAUAUGCUAGGCGCCAAAGCAAUGGAUGAAGACAUGCAGCAGAGGCUACGUCAAUUUCUAUGUGAAGCGACCGACACCAUGCCGAACAGUGUGAUUCUUUGGCACACGCGACUAAAAUACUUGUUGCUUUCAGGCUACGAGAAAGAAGCGGUUGCGAUAUAUCCAAAGAUGACAAAAAUAUUGGGGGAGAAAGCACUGCCCCUGUGGAAAAUGCGGAUUCUACAUGAGCAAAGAAAAAACUCGGAGACGACAAAUGAGGCGUUCCAAGCCGCUUUACAAGCUCACCCGCUUAUCGCCAAGGAUAUAAAGCCUGAUUACAUCGAGUGGCUCGCCGCAACGAAAGGCAUCCAUGCGGCUCGCACGGCGUAUAACGACCUAUGCCUGCAACCGCCUUUUUCACUGGAGUGCCAUAAAAAAAUGGUGUCGCUUGAAGUUAUGCAGCCCGAUAUCUCACUGAAGCACGCGCGGCGACCUCACGAGUUGGCGACGCACCUGUUCGGCAAGAACGACAAGUCCGUCUGGAUGGAUUACAUGAAAUUCGAGUUUAAGCACGGCGACCCGUUGAAAGCUGGUCACAUACAUAAUAGGGCAGUGAAGACUCUGGAUAAUAGUCUGGUAGCUUCUUUUAUCGAAGAUUUUGUUCUAAUGAAAAUGGAAGGCCAAUUUGCGAAGAAUUCGCGCAUUAUGGACGCUUUGACUGAGCUCUCAGACAAGGUGUGAGCUGUCUAUAUUUUAUACGAACGUUUAUACGGACGAAGAAAAAUCAUUGCACAUAUUAGUUUAAGGUAUUAGUAAUAAAUCAAGAAGAAUACUUGUUGGUUAGUCGUAAUUAAUGAAAUUGUGUACGCGAAAAAAACUUCAUCCAAUAAAUUUUAUCAAGAAGUU